This is a messenger RNA of Mercurialis annua (annual mercury), 789 nucleotides long. RefSeq lists its product as uncharacterized. The record is from RefSeq and is a predicted model, not a curated record. Gene Ontology annotation, molecular function: nucleic acid binding; RNA-DNA hybrid ribonuclease activity. The transcript is spliced from 2 exons. Lineage: Eukaryota; Viridiplantae; Streptophyta; Magnoliopsida; Malpighiales; Euphorbiaceae. Bases 246 to 623 code for a protein of 125 amino acids.
AUGAUGUUGAAGUGUUCGUUGUUGUGAUAUGCUUUAUGUUCUCGGAUUCUUGUUUGAUCUCGCGUCAACACCAACUUAGUCACUGAAAUUGUCUUCGUGACGAGCUUAUGGAUGAUAUGGAAUGAUCGAAACAACAUUGUGUUUUCAAAUCCCAGGCAACCGGGUCAACUUUUGUUUCGCAGCGUGAAUGAACUAUGUGCUCGUGCUGAGCAGCAGAACUCACAAAGAGUUCACGCUGAUCCUGCAUGGCAGGCCCCCCUCCCAACGUUAUUAAGGUUAAUAUGGAUGCAGCCAUGGCAGUUCAUAGGAAUGUGGCGGUCAUCAGUGCUGUUUGCAGGGAUAGUUCGGGUGCAGUGGUGAAAUGUGGAGUGUCUACGUUGCAUGGUAUUAGUGAUGUUGAAUUAUCUGAGACUUAUGCGAUCCGGCUGGGGUUGCAAAUGGCCGCCUCUUUGCAAGUCACAGAUGCUUUUGCUGUUAUCUCCCGUAUCCAGCAGCCGAACUCAGCUAUUGAUAAUAUUCAGUUGAUUGUGGAAGACUGUUUAGCUAUAGCAAGGGAUUUUCAUGUUGUCUUUCGUCAUGUUCGUAGGAAUUGCAACUAUGUUGCUCAUGCCCUCGCCAAAUAGGGUAUCUUUAUCGGAAAAAAUUGUAUGUUUGACGGUGAAAUUACUUUCCCGAUCAACGAACUUAUCGUUCAUAUUUAACCAAUAAAAAUCUUGUUUCCUCUCAAAAAAAAUAUCUUGUAAGAAUUUAGCAUACCUAGCCGUUUGAAGUAUUUUUUUUAUUUUUGUU